Tetranychus urticae (two-spotted spider mite) is the source of this 1692-nucleotide messenger RNA. RefSeq lists its product as uncharacterized. Gene Ontology annotation, cellular component: nucleus. NCBI's taxonomy places the organism in Eukaryota, Metazoa, Arthropoda, Arachnida, Trombidiformes, Tetranychidae. Gene Ontology annotation, biological process: spinal cord motor neuron cell fate specification; central nervous system development; regulation of DNA-templated transcription. Gene Ontology annotation, molecular function: DNA-binding transcription factor activity, RNA polymerase II-specific; sequence-specific double-stranded DNA binding. The record is from RefSeq and is a predicted model, not a curated record.
GUUGUUGUUGUGUUUUAACAACAACAAUUGAGUAAGCGUAAGUCGCCUAAGUGUUGUUGAUCAAGAUAAUUCAGAUGAUUCCUUAGCGAUUCACCAUUGUAUUUGUAACACUCAAUUUUGAUUCCAUUGCAAACAAUCUCACCUAAUCGUUGAUAAUCAUUAUCCUCAUCAUUAUCACCAGUAAUCAUCAUCAAGCUAAUCAUUGUCACCUUUACAACUUGCACCUUACCAUUGACCAUUGGAAUGAUGGAGAGUCCACUUGAUGUUAGUUUUUGUGGAACCAAGAAAAGCUCUCCGUUAAUCGAGCAAAGUGACCUAAGCAAUGGUGAAGCCAACAAUUGUUCACCUGCCGAUGUCAACAGUAAAUCCUUUAGUAUAAGUCGUCUUUUAUCAUCACCCAAAUCGUCAUCAUUCAGUGUUGGCCUCAGCUCACAUGAUACGCUGGUUAAAGGUUUUGAUAAUUUGAUUGGCAACAACCACGACACCAACAACACCAGCAACACUCACACGACCAACACCAAUGGUCAUCACAAUGAAACAAAUGGCAACUUGAAUGCAACCAAUUUUUAUCAUCAUUACCUUAAUCAUCCUUUAAACGAUUCAAUGUUGAAAUUUUGUGAUUUUCAUCCUCAUCAUCAUUCCUUUUAUCAGCAUCACUUUAACCAUCCCAACAUGAGACAUGGAAAUAUCUUUAAACACAUUUCAGCUCAUCAAUCAGGAGCCAUUGGAAGCGGAGUUAUGGGCAAAACUCGUCGACCUCGAACCGCAUUCACUAGUCAACAAUUAUUAGAAUUAGAGAAUCAAUUUAACACCAAUAAAUACUUAUCUCGUCCAAAACGGUUUGAAGUUGCAACCAAUCUCAUGUUAACAGAGACUCAGGUUAAAAUAUGGUUCCAGAAUCGACGGAUGAAAUGGAAACGAAGUAGGAAAGCUUUAGAAGGAUCAUCAAAAUUAAAAGGAACCACAACAGCUGCUCAUAUUAAUGAAUCUUCAUCAUCUGAUUGCGGUAAGGGCGAAGUAAAAUCAAAUGGAAUCAAAGCAAAUGUUGAUAACCUUAUGGCAUCCACAUCAUCUUCAUCUGGAUAUGAUAUGAAACCUGAUAAACGUUUAAUCGACACUGGGUCACCCAAUGGCUCAAGAAUGAUACCAAAUUCACCUCAAUCACCGGCUUCAUCAUCCAACUCAUCUUCACCCUCUGCAUCAUCCAUUUCAUCUUCACUUUCAUUUCCAAUUAAUCCUGUUAACCAGCAACAAACAACCUGUUCGGGAAAACAGUUGUCUUCACCCACAGCACCAACAACCUGGCCAGUAAACCUGAAUCGUCACAUAAGCGAUUGUAAUCGGAAUGCAAGUUUAAUCAAUCCCAUUAGCCACAAUAAGCAACUUCAAGAUCCUUUUUACAGGCCUUAUGUGUCUUGAGUAUCCACCAUCUAAAUCAACAAUCAUUAACCAUUGACCAUUAAAUCACCGCAUCAUUGAAAAAAACUGUCAACACACACACACACACAAUUUUAAUGAUCAAAACACUAUCGAAAUCAUUUCCAUUUGCUCUUUAACUUGAUCUCAAUUUUUGCAAGCUUUAACAUUGACAUUUAAUAAGAAAGCCAACUCUAACUUUAAUCUAUAAUCAAUUUGAUUGCAAUUUAAUUCUUUUGAUUAACUUAUAAAAAUUAAAAGUAUAAUUAAAAUCAA